AUGUUGGUGCCACCGCCCAAUUACGGCAUGGUCGAGGAGAACUUCUACCGAUCCGGCCAACCGGACCAGCUCAACUUCCCUUUCCUCGAAAAGCUGGGUCUCAAAAGCGUCAUCUGGCUCGCACCCGAAGAACCCGAACCUGGCUUCCUCGACUUUUGCGUCGACCAGAACAUCGAGCUGCACCAUCUCGGCGUGCUCUACUCGACCAACGCAUGGGAUCCCAUCACAGAAGAGGUCGUCCUCCAAGCCCUCCAUCUCCUCGUACAACCGACAACGUAUCCCGUGCUCGUCAUGUGCAACCUCGGUCGGCAUAGAACAGGCACCGUCGUGGGUUGCUUCCGCAAGCUGCAAAGAUGGAACCUCAGCGCCAUCCUCGAGGAGUAUCGACGAUUCGUGGGAGGCCAAAAGUACCGCAUCCUCAACGAGCAGUUUAUCGAGUUGUUCGACGAAGAGCUUGUGUUCGGCGCAAGCUACUGA
This is a messenger RNA of Kalmanozyma brasiliensis GHG001, 477 nucleotides long. Its product is annotated as Protein-tyrosine phosphatase, SIW14-like protein. The transcript has a single exon. The record is from RefSeq and is a predicted model, not a curated record. NCBI's taxonomy places the organism in Eukaryota, Fungi, Basidiomycota, Ustilaginomycetes, Ustilaginales. Gene Ontology annotation, molecular function: phosphatase activity. Bases 1 to 477 code for a protein of 158 amino acids. Gene Ontology annotation, biological process: protein dephosphorylation.